This is a messenger RNA of Triplophysa rosa, 3457 nucleotides long. RefSeq names its product GRB2 associated, regulator of MAPK1 (gene garem1). The record is from RefSeq and is a predicted model, not a curated record. NCBI's taxonomy places the organism in Eukaryota, Metazoa, Chordata, Actinopteri, Cypriniformes, Nemacheilidae. The transcript is spliced from 4 exons. Gene Ontology annotation, biological process: epidermal growth factor receptor signaling pathway; cellular response to epidermal growth factor stimulus. Gene Ontology annotation, molecular function: proline-rich region binding. Bases 819 to 3047 code for a protein of 742 amino acids.
CCUACACUAAUGUUUUAGGAUUAUUCUAAUAAAAUUCCUUUUUCACAAAGAAACUACAUUGAUUCACCUGAAUAUUAAAGAUGAGGUAACACGCAGUUUCUGCCAAUCUCAUAUUAAUCUUGAGUACCUAUACAGUAGUAUUGCAUACCUCGUAUCUUCGAAGAGUACUUAGUUUGAUCAAAUUUACAAAAGACAGAUACAGCUGUACGAUUAUUUCAGGGAAAGACGAGCGCCUGGACGCGUGCAGGGGGGGGGGAGGGGCGGAACUACAGCACAAGCACACAAUACAUCAUCGCAUUGAUUCACUAUAAGUUCGUGUUGUUUACAUUAUGCACGUACACGCUGAUUGCCAACAAAACAUAGACAUAUGACUUAGUCAAACACAUAGUUUGACUUCCCGCGUGCGGUUCAUGUCCGGCAUCUUUUAACGCUGGGACCGUGCCAUCUAUCAGUUUCAAACGAUCUCCAAAUCCAGUGUUAUAUCCACCGUUUAUAUAACAUUCGUCAUUGAAAUGCAGUGAGCAAACAAACACAGCUAAACUUCCGUCAGCCGAGUGAAGCGGCAUUUUUUUUUAAAGUUAUAUUUAUGGGCUUUUUGUCUUUAUUGUGAUAGGAUAGUGGAGAGGUGACAGGAAAGUGCUGGGUAGAGACGGGAGCAGGAUCGGCAAAGGACUGCACAAGACGGGAAUCGAACUGGGGUUGCCGUGAGCGUACUAGCGCUAUAUGUUGGCGCACUAACCACCAGGCAAUUGGUGCCGACGAGUGAAGCGGCAUUGAUGGGCGUGCUCUUUCUCACGCUGGCUUGUUGACGCGUGGGCAUGCUCUUUCUCUCACACUUGCGCAUGGCAUCAGGAGAGUCCAACGAUGACACGGAAGUGUACAACAUCACGCUGAGCACUGGGGAUGAGCUGACACUAAUGGGCCAGGCCGAGAUCCUUUAUGCUAAAACGUCGAAAGAAAAAUCACGUUUCAACACCAUUUUCAAGCGCAUCGGUAAGCUAAACUCCAUAAGUAAGCUUGGCCGCGGCAAGAUGCCAUGCCUUAUCUGCAUGAACCACCGCACCAACGAGAGCAUCAGCCUGCCUUUCCAGUGCCGAGGUCGCUUCAGUACCUGUUCGCCGCUGGAGCUGCAAAUGCAAGAAGGGGAACACACUAUUCGCACAAUUGUGGAGAAGACCAGGUUACCUGUGAACGUCAUGGUGCCUAGCAGCCCGCCACGUAACCCACAUGACCUACAUCUGAUCCGCGAAGGCCACAGAUACAAGCUGGUCAACAUCCAGACCAAGACGGUGGUUGUGUGUUGUGUUUUACGUUCAAACAAAAUACUGCCAGUGUAUUUCCCCUUGCACGUGUCUACAGCACUGCCGCGUUUACUGGUGCCUGAAGGGCUGCUUCAGGGAGAAGCUUGGUUGGAGACGGUGGUCCACCGCUGGUUUGCAUAUUGCAAGGAGCAGUUUGAUAUUGACGACUACUCCAGAGCGGUCCGCGAUGUACGGGUGGACUGGAUCGAGGAGGGCAAGAGUCCGAAGAAAAGCAGCACUUGUGGAUCAGGAAGUGGGAGUGCGAUCUGUAACACCAGCGGAGGUGGAAGCAAUGGCUGCCCAUCACAUGUGCAUCUGCCAAGUUCUCUGAGCUCAGCCCGAGAUGAGCUCACGCAGUCAUUCCACCGCCUGUCUGUCUGUGUCUACGGCAACAAUCUCCAUGGCAACAGCGAGGUAAACCUUCAGGGCUGCAUUAGUUUAUGCGGAGAUUGCAUUGCACCAGAACCACCCGAUGCAGAUUAUCUUUUCCCAGAGUUGCUGGAGAGUUCCUCAGGUUCACUUAAACCAGACGUGCCGUAUGAGGAGCUUUGGUUGGAUCAGGUUAAGAACCCUGGAUCUGUGCUAGAACACAACGAGGGUGUCAGAGGAAACUCCACCAUCUCUGGCUGCACGACUGUACUGCCAUACGCUACAACAGGUCCCACAAGUACCAUCCUCAGUGCAGAUGUCAAUCUACCUCCACCUCCGGUGCCUCCAAAGUCUGAAGCUGUGAAAGAGGAGUGCCGGUUGUUGAAUGCUCCACCGAUUCCACCACGGAGUUCCAAACAGACAAGCUCAGGCAGCGUCACAGUGCCGUACCCUCCUGCGAAGCCACUACAGACAGACACUCGCUCCCCAAGCCCAACACUAUCCUAUUACUCCUCUGGCCUACACAACAUAGGUGGAGAGGGUGAGCCUCGGAGCGAGUCCGAUGAUCAGAACCAUGCAUGCUACCCAUGUAACUGGAUCAGACCAGACGCCAGUGAGGGCUCCAAGCCUCUCCCUUGCCUCAGUCCUUCCAUCGGUGCCUCAUUUUCCCGCCUUUCCUGGCCAAACGAUUUCUGUGGGGCUGACUCGUAUAAAGGUGAGGAUUUUCCUUCAGUACACUGUCGUAGUUACUCUAGUUAUCCACGAAAGAGGACACCUGGUACUCCUAAGGCUUGUCCCACAGGCCUCUUUGACUUUGAUAGGCGGGAGAAUUUUAAAGGGAGCUCUGCGACCUCCAAGGUCAAAAAGGGGCCUUCCCAGUCUUGCACCAAAUCCACCAGCUACACUGUGGAAAUUUUCAGAGACAAAUCCGCAGAGGAAUGUAACACUAAGCAAAGCCAGUCCUGCCCCAUUUUGCCUCCAAGAACCUCCAAAUCUAACGAUACAAAAAAAGAUCCAGAGCCCACCACUACAACCACAGCUAAUGUUGAUGCCGUGGAACUUGAGUCUAAAGGCUGCUCGCUUGAAGGGUCACAUCAAAGCCCUACAGAUGUGUUUUCAAACUCCUGUCCUGUUGCUACAGACUCACAAUGGCAGCCACCGAACAACCUAUCAGGUCUCUCCAUUGAGGAGGUUUCAAAGUCACUACGGUUCAUUGGUCUAUCUGACGAUGUUGUUUUGUUGUUCAUGCGAGAAAAGAUUGAUGGAAAUUUACUCACGCAGCUAACAGAGGAGAUUUUGUCAGAGGAUUUUAAGCUAAGCAAACUUCAAGUAAAGAAACUUAUGCAGUUUAUUAAUGGCUGGAGGCCUAAAAUGUAACGUUGAACAAGCAAGCCAGGCAAGAGCAAAACAUGCAAAGUGCUGCAGCGUCAGCCUGAAAUAUUGGCCUUCAGUAUUGCAUUUGACUGUUUUGUAUCUAAAUGCUAUGCACAGUCUUGUAAUGAUUUUAAUAGCCAUUUGUUAAUAUAUAUGUGUAUAUAAAUAUAUAUAUAAGGAUUGCUUUGUGUAUUAACCUCUAUAUAAUCUCUUUGACCUUACGGUACCUGCACAAUGGACUUAUUUGCUUGAACCCAAAGCCUUUGAAAGCCGAAUAUAUUUUGACCCAAUCCAACUGUGGCCUGCGUUUCCUUGGUUGUUGAUCAAUAAAGUUGAUUGACUUAAUCAUUUCUUUACUAAAACAACGCUUGCUUUAAAUUGAUAUGUCUCAAACAUUUAGAUUUUACUUAACC